Messenger RNA from Fragaria vesca subsp. vesca, 552 nucleotides. Its product is annotated as CASP-like protein RCOM_1206790-like. The record is from RefSeq and is a predicted model, not a curated record. The coding region runs from base 1 to 552 and encodes 183 amino acids. The transcript is spliced from 2 exons. NCBI's taxonomy places the organism in Eukaryota, Viridiplantae, Streptophyta, Magnoliopsida, Rosales, Rosaceae.
AUGGCGUCUAAAGCUAUUCCUUGCGCAGUUCUGGUAUUCAGGAUAUUCACCCUUGCAGCCUGCGUUGCUUCUGGACUGUUACUUGCUCUCGACAACUUUACAACUGCUAAUGGAAAUCAAAAACUACGUUUUCAGGAUGUGGUCACAUUCAGGUAUGUGUUUUCUGCAACAGCAAUUGGAGCAGCAUAUAACAUCCUACAGCUACCAUUUAACAUAUACUACGCUUCCACCCAAAAGCGUUUGAUACGCAACGGAUGCAUGCCGGAGUUUGAUUUCUAUGCCGACAAGGUAGUGAGCUCGAUUCUCUGUUCAGCUGUGGGAGCUGGUUUUGGAGCGGGAUUUGAGCUUAAAAAGGUGAUCAAAGUUUUGAUUCCUCUGCUGGCAUCCCUAGGCGUCCUCGACAACUUGCAGGAAUCACAAACCAAGAACGAUGGCUUCUAUGAGAAGGCUAUUAUCGCUACCGGAAUUCUCUUGGUUGGAGCUGUUUGCAUGGCUGUGGUUUCAAUCCUUACUUCCAUCACUCGAACUUCAAAUCCCGGUUUCUUCCGGUAG